Ogataea angusta is the source of this 2343-nucleotide messenger RNA. RefSeq lists its product as uncharacterized. Gene Ontology annotation, molecular function: DNA binding; protein binding; transcription regulator activity. The coding region runs from base 1 to 2343 and encodes 780 amino acids. The transcript has a single exon. Lineage: Eukaryota; Fungi; Ascomycota; Pichiomycetes; Pichiales; Pichiaceae. The record is from RefSeq and is a predicted model, not a curated record. Gene Ontology annotation, cellular component: SBF transcription complex; MBF transcription complex.
AUGCGCCGGUGCGAGGACGACUGGGUGAACGCUACCCAGAUCCUCAAGAUUGCGGGGUUUGGCAAGGCGCAGAGAACGCGGCUGCUGGAGAAAGAGGUGCACCAGUUCAAGCACCAGAAGAUCCAGGGCGGAUACGGCCGUUUCCAGGGCACCUGGGUGCCGUUGGACUUUGCGAGAGAACUGGCCCAGACACACAAGAUUCCUACCGAAAACUCCAAAGUGCUGUACUACGACAGGGAGAAGGACGCGCCGCUGGAAAAGCGCACCAAGACGAAGCCGCCGGCCGCGCAGGGGGCCGGGGUGGAGGCACGAAAGCGCAAGAGCAAGGUCGACGGCGAUGCCGGGCACAAGCCGAACAAGAAGGUGCCUGGGUUUUCGCAGACGCACGCGCCGCCGACGUUUGGCAGCGUGCACGCGUACCACGCGCAGUCGCAGGCCGCGCCGCCGAUGGUGCCGAUGAACACGUCGCAGUACGCCUUUUCUGCGGCGCAGCACCCCUACUCUAUGAAAAUGCCCGCCUAUUACGCCGCGCCGGCGUACCCCGGCAUGUCGCAGCAGCACGUGGUGAUGCAGCAGCCGCAGAUGCAACGGUUCUCCCACAACUACAACAACUUCGGGUCGCUGUCGACGACAGACGGGUCGCAGGACGAGCUGCGGCUCAAUAGGACCAGCUCCGACACGUCCACGUCGAGCGGGUUCGAGUCGGAGCUGAAGCACCCGGGCGAGCUCGCCAUGGACUCGUUUGCGCACCACCAGUACGCUCUCAGCACGCCGUCGGCGUCCAACAUUCUCUCGGAGCACCACGAGCUCGAAAACGGCGAGUUCGACUACUACACGGAGAAGCUGCUGAGUUUCUUUGGCAACGACGACGAGCCGAUCCCGGACUUCAUCCUCAACCCGCCGCGCGACUUCGACAUCAACAAGGCCAUCGACGACGAGGGACAUACGCCGCUGCACUGGGCGUCUGCGCUGGCGUCGCACCCGGUGAUUCAGGUGCUGAUCGAGAAGAACGCGAACCCGCUCAUUCUGAACGGCUCGGGAAUGAACAGUCUGUCGAAACUGGUCCACUUCACCAACUCGUACGACCUCAAGAAUUUCGGAAUCAUCCUGCAACUGCUGCGCCAGUGUCUGAUUGUGCCCGACGCGCAGGGCCGCACGCCCUUGCACUACAUCAUGGAGCUGACGGCGAACCCAAACAAGGUGAACUGUCUGAGCUACUACUUCGACGAGAUUGUGCGGUUCAUCGAGUUCCAGCAGAGCGAGGCCGAGCGGCUCUCUGCGGGCAAUAAGGCCGACAGAGACCUGCUGCAGAUCCUGAUAAAUCACCGCGACAAGAACGGCGACGCGGCUCUGCGGCUCGCCGUCAAGGCCGGCGAGCCCCGGUUCAUUGCGAGGCUGAUCAAGCUGGGCGCCGACGUCGACGAGGUCGGGCUGCACAACAUUCCGCCCGCGGUCGUGCAGGAGCUGCGGCUCGACCGCUACGAGAGCGUGGAGCCCGCCAAGUUCCGCACGCCGACGCGGUUUGCGGCCGAGGACGACAACAAGGAGAACGUAUUCGAGGACAACAGCACUAUCACCAACAGCAGCGUGGCGGGCAAGGACGACGCCGCGCAGCUGCUCAAGCUCGAGACGCCGCGGUCGCCCGGCUCGCGCGCAGACGACCUCGCGGCCGCCGAGUCGUUUGUCGAUAGUCUGCGCCUUUUCGAGAGCAGGCUGGCGUCGCUGAUGCAGAGCCUAAACGAGAGCGUCAAGGCCGAGCUGGGCACGAAGGAGGAGGAGCUGGCGCACAACCUCGAGACGAUCCGGCAGAUGGAGAGCGAGGUGCAGCAGCUGGGCGCCAAGACGGACAGGCUGAUGGAGCAGCUGCUGCGGGACGCGGACGACGACGACCGCCGCGUGCUGGAGAGCGCGGCGUUCGAGCCGCACACCGUGCACGGUCUUCUGGACAAGUACGAACAGCAGCUGCACGAGAAACACGAGCAGCUGGUCAACAUGUACGAGCGGUCGCAGGCGCUGGAGCUGGCAAAGCUGGUGCACCAGGAGGAGACGCAGAUCAGCGGCGCUGCGGAGCAGGGCACGGCGGCGAAGCGCGUCGAGCUGGCUGUGCAGCUGACGUCGUUGCAGAUCGAGCGGCGCGGUCUGAUCGGGUCGAUCACGGCGUCGCUCAGCGGCGUGUCCGACUGCGAAGAGGGCGACGCGGCGGCGCUCGAGGAGCGCCGCAUGCAGGCCAAGCUGUACCUGUACCGCAAGCUGAUUGCCAGCAUCUGCAACCUGCCGUUCGAGGAGAUCGACCAGGACCUGCUGACCGGAAUUGAGACGCGGCUACUGGAGGCAAAGACAUAA